CGCUGCUCGGAGCUGCGGUGCAGGCAGGAGCAGCUGCAGAGAGCAGGGACCGCGGACAACAACGGACACGCUCCCGCUGAAGUCUCCAACGCAACAUUCGCCUCAUCGCCGAUCUGACGUCCACAAAUCUACGCUUGUGAUAUUUUUUUCUUCGGUGGUUGCAUUUUCUCUAUUUUUUUUUUAUCACGCAUGCGUGGGAUUAUAUUUCACAUUGUGUCGACCUGAAAUGACUGCUGCUGGUCGCCGCGUCUAGCCAAUGGUUACUGCGGGGGCUCCUGUCUUGUGGAUUAUCCGUCGUCGCCGAGCCAGUCGCAUGGUCGAGCCCGGAGGAGGCCCCGCUCUGCUGGGUGGAUGUGUGUGAGGCACCGCCGGACUGCGAGUGCUGAUGAAGACGGUGAUAGUGAUGAUGCUCGGGCUUCGUCGGCAGUGGGCGAACUGAUCUUGGAUGUUCGGGCCACAUCGCCCCGACACAAACCAUUUCCUCACACAGCAAACAUUCAAUUGCUUAAAAACUGGACGCCCCUGGAGCAGUUUAUGACGACCCUGGUAGGAGCGUGAUGAGCGCGCGCUUCCGCUUGCCUGCUGGCAGAUCCUACAAUGUCCGGGCGACGGAGCUGGAGCGAGACAGGCCGCACACACAGGUUGUGUGCAACAUACUGCUGCUGGACAACACUGUCCAGGCAUUCAAAGUCAGCAAGUCGGACCAUGGCCAGCUGCUGCUGGAUGCUGUCUUUAAGCACCUGGAGCUGACUGAGAGGGACUACUUCGGGCUGCACUUGGCUGAUGACUCCUCAGAUACACCGCGCUGGCUCGAUCCCAACAAGCCCAUCAGGAAACAGUUAAAAAGAGGCUCUCCCCAUAACUUGAGCUUCAGAGUCAAAUUCUUUGUGACAGACCCGGGUAAACUUCAGGAAGAAUACACACGAUAUCAAUAUUUUCUUCAGAUCAAGCAGGAUAUAUUAACUGGAAGAUUGCCCUGUCCACACAACACAGCCGCACUGCUGGCGUCCUAUGCUGUUCAAUCUGAGAUAGGGGACUACAGCGAAGUGGAGCAUAGUUCUGGCUAUCUGUCUGAAUACUGCUUCAUCCCCAACCCCCCACAAGACUUCCACAAAGAGGUCGCCAAACAUCACCAGCAGCACAGCGGUCUAUCUCCUGCCCAGUCAGAGUUUAAUUAUCUGAACACAGCACGCUCGCUGGAGCUCUACGGGGUAGAGCUGCACUAUGCAAGGGACCAGAGCAACACAGAGAUUCUCAUCGGGGUGAUGUCCGCUGGCAUUGUGGUUUUCAAGAACAGGGUACGGAUCAACUAUUUCCCAUGGUUAAAAAUAGUGAAAAUCUCCUUCAAGUGCAAACAGUUCUUCAUCCAGCUGAGAAGAGAGGCGGCUGAGACCCGGGAGACACUGCUGGGUUUCAACAUGGUCAACUACCGGGCCUGUAAGAACCUGUGGAAGGCCUGCGUGGAGCACCACACCUUCUUCAGGCUGGAGCGGCCCAUCCCGCCACAGAAGAACUUCUUCGCUCACUACUUCACCCUGGGCUCAAAGUUCAGAUACUGCGGGCGGACAGAGGUGCAGUCUGUGCAGUAUGGAAAGGAGAAGGGCAUCAAGGACCGAGUAUUUGCCAGGUCUCCCAGCAAGCCACUGGCCAGAAGGUUGGUGGGUGGAAUGGACUGGGAGUCGGUCAGCAGGAACAGCCUAUCAGAUGAGAGACUGGAAACCCAGAGCCUGCCCACUCGCUCGCCGCCUGGGACGCCCAAUCAAAACUCGCUGUUUGUUCAAGAUGGCACACGACUACGCCCUUCAUCUGUCGGACACCUGGUUGACCACGUGAUCCACGCUUCACCCAGCUUGCCUGUCUUCUCCUCAAAUCACAAGUCUGCGUCGUCCACGCAGGCAAACAGCAUCAGCCUGGACUCUACACCGUCUCCUGAGGGGAUAGACGGUCAGCCUCCAGCUCUGCCUCCCAAGCAGCUGAGUAGGAAGACCUUGAGCCAGAUCAUCCAGGCCCACUCUCAACAGAGCCUCCUGGACAACCACCUCAACGAGAUGUACGACGUUCCCGUCAAUGCUGACAAGACAACGCUGAAUGGAGUCGUCCCUCAUGAUAAUUUGGUCCUCAUCAAGAUGAGACCAGAUGAGCACGGACGAUUCGGCUUCAAUGUGAAGGGUGGAGCUGACCAGAAGAUGCCUAUCAUCGUGUCGAGAGUAGCUCCGGGAACAUCAGCGGACCUUUGCGUGCCCCGCCUCAACGAGGGCGACCAGGUGGUCUUGAUAAACGGGCGGGACAUCUCUGACCACACCCAUGACCAAGUGGUCAUGUUCAUCAAGGCUAGCUGUGAGAGCCACUCUGGGGAGCUCAUCCUAUUGGUCAGACCAAACGCCAUCUAUGACGUGGUGGAGGAGAAGGCGGAUUCGGAGCCAGAUUUUCAGUACAUCCCUGAGAAGUCCCCUCAGGACCCCACCCAGCUAGACCAGCAUGCUUUGAGGGACUCUAUGGUAGCACUGAAGGAAGGCCUGAGCGGCGGAGCCAUACUGGCCCAGUUUGAUCAACUGUACAGGAAGAGGCCGGGGAUGACAAUGCUGUGUGCCAAAUUACCUCAGAACGUUUCCAAAAAUCGCUACAGAGACAUCUCUCCUUACGAUGCCACGCGGGUCAUUCUGAAAAGCGCAGAUGACUACAUCAAUGCAAAUUACAUCAAUAUGGAGAUUCCAGCCUCCAGUCUGAUAAACCGCUACAUAGCAUGCCAGGGCCCACUGCCCAACACCUGCCCUGACUUCUGGCAAAUGACCUGGGAACAAGGCUCAUCUAUGGUUGUCAUGCUGACUACGCAGGUCGAGAGGGGGAGGGUGAAGUGUCAUCAGUACUGGCCCAACCCAGACAGCACCACCACCUACGGAAACUUCACAGUCACAUGCCACAACGAAGAGGGCAACUCUGCCUUCCUGGUCAGAGAGAUGACUCUUGUGCACAUGCAGAGUGAGCAAGAGAGAGAGCUGACUCAGAUCCAGUACCUGGCGUGGCCUGACCACGGAGUUCCCGAUGAUUCCACUGAUUUCCUGGACUUUGUGGCUCUGGUACGGACUAAACGGGCUGGACAGGACCAGCCAAUGGUGGUGCACUGCAGUGCGGGAAUUGGUCGGACGGGGGUUCUCAUCACCAUGGAGACGGCAUUGUGUCUAAUGGAGUGUGGUCAGCCAGUGUAUCCUCUAGACAUCGUCAGGACUAUGAGAGACCAGAGAGCCAUGAUGAUACAAACACCUAGCCAGUACCGCUUUGUGUGCGAGGCCAUCCUGAAAGUCUACGAGGAAGGUCUGGUCAAACCACUACAGACCUCCAUCUACCAGCAGAGAGAAAAGGUGAAUGACGAGAGAGGGGAGGAGGAGCAGAGGGAGCAGCAGAUAGAGGGAGAGGAGAAGGAAGAGACGGCAGAGGCGGAGGACGACGAGGCGGGAAUGGUGGAGUUGCUGGAGGGAGGGCUGGACGAAGAGGACGACGAUGACGAGGAGGUGGAGGUGCUGGACGUGGGUGAAGUGACAGAAGAGGGGGAGGAGGAGGAGGAGGAAGAAGAGGAGGAGGAAAUGGAGGAGCCGAGCGUUGCGAGCGCCACCAGCGUGACGAGCGAGACCAGCGCUAACCCUGACGCCGAUCAUGCUAACCUGUGACGUUUUGACCUCCAGGGGUCAUCAGGGGGUUACCAGGAGUGCAGGUGGUCGGAGUGGAGAACAAAAAGCACUGUUGCACUUUAUGCUGAUUUAAAAUGGAAAAAAAAGACAAACAAACAAAACGUGAAAAUCAAGGACAUGUUAGAAUUUUUUAAAAAAGACAUCCAGCUGUGUUGACUAGGUACCAUUAGGGAAUAUUGUAUGUUCAGGGUAAAGAAAAAAAGUAUACAAAGAACGAGAAGAUAAAAGUACGAGAGAGUAAAAUGUGGAUGGGGAAUUGCUGUAGUGCCAUAAGUAUGAAGGGGAAGGGCCGCCCCCAUGGAUGGAAGCCCCCUGCCCUUUUAAUUCUCUUUUAUUUUUUUCCUAAAGGGUUGCCCUGUCCCCUUCUCAGCGAGUCUGCCAGACGGACCUGCCUUUUUUUAGUGUCCUUUUAGCUGAUAAAGAGAUAAACCUUAUCUUUUGUUCUUCAGAAAGAGUAUUUAUUGUGUUUUAGUUUGUGUCAAACCCUGUCCACUGAACAAAAAAAGUUGUAUGUUUUGUUUGUAUGAGUCUAAGGCUUCACGCUUUUCCUGAUUAAAUCUUAGGUAGUAAAGUAGUGUGAUUCCUCUUCUUCUAACUACUUCCUUAUUUCUUUUUUUUAAAAACUUUUUUGUGGAUAAAAAAACAGUGAUUUAAUUUAUUGUACUAUUGGUUUUUAUCUUUCUCAGCUUUCUCGUCUACGUUUCUGACAGACUGACAGCAGAAAGCGCCUCGUGUCUCACCUCUCGUUCUAUGCUGUGGCGAGUCAGAUCCCUCGUCGCGCUUUGUGCUGUGUUUUUUGAGCUUACAGACACGCGUGUGCUCUGAAGUGGCCGUUGUUUGGUGCGGUGAGGAGUAGAGCUGGUUUACAAUCCUCAGGGCCUGUGUUUACUGGGCACCUCCCUGUCACUCCCGUACUAGUCACAGCAGCUGCUGUUGAGCUAUGACUAUACGCUGAGCUAGAAAUGUUUUAAUUUGACUAUUGAUCGAUUAUUUCAUGAUAUAUGUUGAACCUCCUUGGAUUUAACACAAGAAAACAAAGAUGGUGUCCCAAAGAGAGGCCCCAGCAGACACAUGGUCGCACUGAGAUACAAUCUAAGCUAUGUCCCUGAUAAAGCUAAGAAACGAUCCUGAGGUCAGUUCUUUCUUCAAAUUCUUACCCAGUAUAUUUUUUUCCCACAAGGUUUCUCAGAAAGCUUUUUCUUGUUGAGCUGACAGUGAACUGAUCUCAACCUUUGUGUGGCAAAACCUGAACCGUUAGCAGCUCCCUCCAUUGGCCUCCCCUUCUUUUUUCUUUUUCCACAUCCAGAGACCAAGACUUUUGUAACCUGUGAAGUGGAGCAAACCCACGAACCUGCUCACGCUCAUGACUCAUUGCUUUAUAUGAGCGAUUGUCAUUAAACCAAGUAAACUUUUUGUUUAAAGUCCUUGCGGAGUACUUUUUUGCUAAGCUCCAGUGGGGUGGCAAGGUCAAAGGAGCGGAGCUUACAACCAACUGAAGAAUCUGAUCUAAAUGUGUGUGUGCCUGCCAGGGAACAGUUGACAGUUCAAAGAAGCAGCACAAACAGAUCAGUCAACUAUUACUUUACCUUUAUUUUAUGUUAAAUACUGAUCUUUUACAGUGGUACUUCAUCAUUUUGAAGGCACGUGUUGUUUUUAAAAGAAUGAUGUGUUAUGAUUGAUAAGUGACUGAGUGAUGACUUGUAAUUUUAAUUCACAAAACCCAGCAUCAAGUUGCCCGUUGAGUCUUUUUUUAAUUGUCGAAGGACAGGUUGAGCUGUCAAUGGGUUUUUUCGGGAUGGAUUGGAGUUUAAGCCUCUUUAUAAUUUGAGAUAUUUUUUCAUACCGACUGCUUCAGUUCCUGCUGUCAUUGGCUCCUACAAUGGACUCUGCUGGAAAAACCUACUGCUGUGUGUGUGUGCGAGUGUGUGCGCGCAUGUGUGUGUGUGUGUGUACUCAACCUCUCUCUCUCUUUCUCUGCCAUUUAUGAAAUAUAGUUUAUCCGCUGUCUGGUCUACGCCUGCUUGUUCGUUAACUGGAAUGAAAGGUUGUGCCAUAAAGCCAUAAACCUAAACUAAACCUGAUCUCAAGUUUUUUUGACAAAUGCGAAGAGCCUUCGUGAAGAGUCAUAUUUUGUUAGAGCCUAAAUUCAAAACUGUGCUCAUACCUCCUCUUUUCAAACCAGCUGAGUCAUACUUCUGCCACAUGUAGAGGUGGGAAUAAGAGCAUUUAAAACUGCUUUCCUCUUCACUCUAUUUUUGAAAAAAAAAAAUCUGUCCUGUAUUGCGACACUCUCCCAAAAAAACUCCCCUUGGUCAACAUCAGUCAUUUUUGCACAGCCCACACAACAUCCACAGUCCAUUCUUCUCAUUGCUUCCCCCCCCCCCCCAGAUGCCGCUCUCUCUGUUUUUGGAUCAUUAUACACGGAUCCCACUCUCUGCACGGCCUCAAGGCGAGUGACACAUCUGAGCAGAUUAGCACGGGUACAGUAGAAGCAGUUCAGGAGGACAAACAUGCUAAUGGGUGAAUACAUUGCAGAUCGCUACAUGCAGCAGCUUUUAAUCGAAUGAACAAAAAAAAUAAUAAUUGGCCUCAAGUGGCUCCUUUCCAUCAGUUGUUGUACCUGAAGACUGGGCUGAUCAAAUCAGAAUCAAUCCACUCUUCAGUUACAGUUCAGAAAAAUUGUCACUGCAGUGAAAACGUUGUUCAUGGAUAAGUGAGGGCUGCUAGAUUUUCCAUCUGCACAAAAUGUUCAACAAUGAGGUGUCUGUGUUCCAAGUGUUUCGACGUUGACUCAUUAUCGGUACUGUCUGUGCAUUUAGGGUACUGAUCAAAUGUAGUUUGGAGGGUACCGGACAUGGGGAGGUUGGGUUAGUUGUAUUUUUGUAAAGAUGAAAAAACAGUUCUAGUCGGGUAGGGAAAGGACAGCACUUUGUAGAAGGCUUAGUGGCAGGUAGUGCUACUGAAAUAAAUGAAAAAAAAAAGUUGGAGACAUAAAGCAUUGUUAAAAUCAGUUGUUGAUGAGUUGUUUAUUUCUUUUAAUUUAUCAUUUUUAUUUUGUUUGAAAAUAAAGACACCUGUAGGGAACCAGAAAAAGAACUCCUAACUACACAGUGCCACUUGUUAAUUUUGUGUAAAUAAUACUAGAUGUAAAUACAAUGUUGUAUAUGAAAAAAAAAUCUUUAAAAUAAAAGGGAAAAUCAUUUGUGAGCAGGAA
Messenger RNA from Paralichthys olivaceus (Japanese flounder), 6900 nucleotides. It is a transcript of the gene ptpn4a, whose product is annotated as protein tyrosine phosphatase non-receptor type 4a. The record is from RefSeq and is a predicted model, not a curated record. Gene Ontology annotation, biological process: protein dephosphorylation. Gene Ontology annotation, cellular component: cytoplasmic side of plasma membrane; cytoplasm; cytoskeleton. Gene Ontology annotation, molecular function: protein tyrosine phosphatase activity; cytoskeletal protein binding. Lineage: Eukaryota; Metazoa; Chordata; Actinopteri; Pleuronectiformes; Paralichthyidae.